AUGGCACAUCAUCACGCGCAUGAGCGCACAUUGGAAGAUGUGCUUUUCGGUGACGAAAUUGCGGAGACUGUCUCACAUUUGGGUGAUGAUAAUGGCGUAAAAUCUGUGCAGGAACUGUUAGAGCACAAUGAGCGACUCAUCAAGAACCUGCAACAUACCCGCGAGCUGUUGAGUGAUGCCGAAGCAACAAAUGCCACUCUGGUUGCUCAGAGUCAACUUCUGAAAGAAGAAAUUCGUCGUCUGGAGAGAAAUGAGGAACGUGUGAGUCAUAUCGAGAACAGCGAAUACUUGAAGAAUGUCAUUAUCAAGUUCCUCUGCCCGGAGCGAGUUUCCGGAGAACGUUCACAGUUGGUCCCCAUUUUGACAACUAUGCUUCGCCUUUCCCCUGAGGAAACUGAACGUCUCACUCGCAUCGCUGCUCAGGAUGGUGAGUUUGUAGUAUACUGUACAAGGGAAACAAGUGGCUACAGAGUCUGUGCAGACCCGUUGAACCUAUUUCGAGACCGGGCAGUUUACUAG
Messenger RNA from Cooperia oncophora, 519 nucleotides. Lineage: Eukaryota; Metazoa; Nematoda; Chromadorea; Rhabditida; Trichostrongylidae. The record is from the annotation of a GenBank genome assembly.